ACUUUCAUAAAAAUGGAAAGCAAGGAUUUCCAAGACUGGGUGGAUAAAUUAAGUUGUCUUCUGAAGAAAAGUCUUGGAAGCCAAGGGAAAGGGAUACUAGUCUCCAGAAGAUCUCCAAGAGAGAUAUUUGUUGUUAAAUCAGGGGCAGAGGUUCUAAAAUUAUACAAGAAAGUAGAUCCUAUCCUCUCAAUCCUCAUUCAAUCCAUACUGAGGCACUGUGAGAAAACAGGAGACGGUGGAAAACGUAUGUUUUUGUUCUCCUCCAAUCUACUCCGAACCCUGGCUAAUGUAUACGGGACCCGGAGAACAGAGAUUAUCUCUGAUAUAAUCGAGGCUAGACAUGUUUUGUAUUCUUGUAGAGAAAUAAUACCCAGAUCAGACCUCGGGUUGGUUGAACUGAAGGAAGCUGUUAACUCCGUUCUCAAGUCUGGGUUCAGAACUAGAUUUCCCAAACAGGUUGCAGGUGUCCUGUUAAACCUUGCAGAGGAGUUUAUCCGUCUCAACCUGGAGAAAUACUCCUACCUGGCAGGAUAUACGACAGGAUUUGAAGAGCUGAUUAGAACCUUUCCAGUUCUUGUUCACCAGGAGUACCUGAACCCUGUAUCAAGGAGUAAGAUCGUACCUGGAGUAGUAUUUAACACUUCCCUCCAGGAUACAAACCUGGAGAAAGGAGAGUUGGGACUCGUCCUCCUCCGGAGACAGGAGGAGGAACAUGUUGUUCUUGAACUGGAGGAGGAUGAACUUGACAUGGUUGAGCUCCAGGUCUGGAUAAGAGCUGGAGAAAUAUCUGAAAACCUACAGAACUCAAAGAUCAAAAUUGUUGUAUACGAAGCAACUAUGUCCCCGAUCCUUAAACAAAGGUUAAGACAGGGAGGGAUCAGGGUUGUGGAGAACAUAGGAAAAGAAGAACUAGGAAUGCUUGCUCAGAUCUUAAAUCUCCUUCCUUGUGACGGGUUGGAUCUGGACAAACUAGGAUCUAUCUCCAGAUUUAGUAGCGAGCCUAUACAACUUGGUGACCGUCCUGCACUAAAUAUCCGGACCCAUCAUUCAUCCUUGAUAAUCUCAGCUCCAAACAAAGAGCUGAGCAGGCAGUAUUCUCAAACCUUUCUGGAUUUACUCCGAACCUGUAGUUUGCUCUGGGGAUCGUAUCCCGGAGUAACUGGAACUCAUGGGGAAGGAGAAAAGCAGGUUGCCAAGGAAUUAUCUAACAUUGCACAGGAAUAUAAAACUCCUAUUCUUGAUUUAGUUUCAAAAAGUAUUCUUUCAUUACAACCUCCACUUGUAAUCAGAGAACCAAAACCUUCAAAUCAGACUCUUUCUACAGAUACUUACUCUGAACCCCUCGGUCUGGUUUGGGAGAUUGUUGACGGUAUCCUGGAGACAAUACAACAGGUUUUAAGGAUACAAGGAGUAUAUCCAACCCGGAGAAAGAUAUCCGACCUGAACCUGAACUCAAGGAGAUUGAGACGUGUCAAACUUUCAGAUUCUGACAGCGAGGAAGAUUAAUAUCAACAUCUAUUUAUGUACUUUAAAAAGAAUGAUAAAAAUUGCAAGCUUCCAAAGUAUCGUAAAAAAACUAUAAAAAAAAACAAAAAGCAGAAAAAACAAGACCUAACUUGGUAAAUUGAAUUGAAUUCAAAGAAUUGAAUUCAUUUAUUUGGUCGAGGCGAUUUUGUAAAAAUGCCUUUUAAAUUGUCAUCAGUAUAGGAAUUUAGUGUUUGCCACUACCUCUGACUUUCUAAUUCUUAUAUCUUUGCAACCCUACUUUGCAGAAGAUAAAAUCUCAAAUAAAUAUCCUUAAAUCUAUUUAAUUAAAAUGUGUUGUUAUCAUUAUUGAAAUUAGGUGGAAAAAAUAAUCAAAUCAGUUAAGAGUUAUUUUCCACCUAACUGCUUUAUACUUGUACUGUUAAAUUAAUUAUCAAGUUGUAAUGUGAAUUC
Molecule: messenger RNA, 1938 nt
Organism: Eurytemora carolleeae
Lineage: Eukaryota; Metazoa; Arthropoda; Copepoda; Calanoida; Temoridae
Exons: 10
Coding region: 13-1506 (497 amino acids)
Biological process (GO): chaperone-mediated protein complex assembly
Molecular function (GO): ATP binding
Source: RefSeq, a predicted model, not a curated record